AUGGGAUUGAGAACUACAUCUAAGGAAAUGGAUCAAAAGAGUCAAGCAGGUCCUUCAGGUUCUAAUAAAAGUUCUGUUAGCUUAGUUAGUUCUUUAAUGAGAUCUUGGAAGAUUACGUCAAAUCCAUCAUCUCAAAAAUCUUCGAACUCAAAUUCAAAUUCAUAUUCAAAUUUAAGUGGGAAUAGUAGUGGAGAUAAUAGAUUGAAUAGUGGGAAUUUCGAUGCCAUGUCUAAACAGCAAACAGCUGCUAUAAAGUCUUCGAGUUCCUAUUCUCCCUUGAGAUAUAGCACUCCUGUUAGUGGUAUCUCUGUUGGAGAAAGUCCUAGACCAUUACUAUACAGUAACCAUAGAAAUGGAGAUCAUGAAAGUAGCAUUAAGAAAGAUGCCUAUUUUAAAGAUUUAGAUGAAGAUUGGAGUGCAGUCAUUGACGAUUAUAAUAUGCCAAUUCCAACUAUUGCUAAUGGGGGUAUUUCAAGAAGUAAUUCGGAUAAUUUAACUUCAACCUCUUUAUCAAAGGCAUAUGAUCCAUCUUUACCUUUAUCAAGGAAAGUGACAAACAAUUCAAUGAAAUCAAGUUCUUCUUUGGGCACAAAUAUAACUCAACAGGGCACUGCUCAAAGUAGUCAUAAUUUAUCAUAUCCACAAUUACCUCAAUUACAAAAAUCGGUAACUUCAGAAUUAAAAUUGCAAUUGGAAAUGGAAAACGAGAGGGAGCUACAAAAGAUAAAUUCAAUUAUGCAACGUAUAACUAAAUUUGAUUGCAUUGUGAGUGAUAAAAAAAUCAUUAAUCAACAAGAAUUAAGGCAAAUUAGUUGGAAUGGUAUUCCUAGCAUUCAUAGACCAAAAGUUUGGAAAUUAUUAAUAGGUUAUUUGCCAGCAAAUACAAAAAGACAAGAAUCUUUAGCUAGGCGUAAAAGACAAGAAUAUAAAGAUGGUAUUAAACAUAUAUUCACGGAGGAACAUGCAAGGGACGUACCUACCUGGCAUCAAAUUGAGAUAGAUAUACCAAGAACAAAUCCGCAUAUACCUCUUUAUCAAUUUAAAUCGGUUCAAAAUAGUCUGCAACGAAUAUUGUAUUUAUGGGCUAUUAGACAUCCGGCAAGUGGUUAUGUUCAGGGUAUAAAUGAUAUAGUAACACCCUUUUUCCAAACUUUUUUGACUGAAUACUUACCACAUUCACAAAUUGAGGAUGUCGAAAAACUAGAUCCAGAAUCAUAUAUGACUGAAGAACAAAUUGGAGAUGUAGAAGCUGAUACUUUCUGGUGUCUAACUAAAUUAUUGGAACAAAUAACAGAUAAUUAUAUUCACGGUCAGCCUGGUAUUCUGAAACAAGUUAAGAACUUGUCACAGUUAGUAAAGCGUAUUGAUGUCGAUCUAUACAAUCAUUUUGAAGCAGAACAUGUCGAGUUUAUUCAAUUUGCUUUUAGAUGGAUGAAUUGUCUGUUGUUGAGAGAAUUUAAUAUGAGCGCUGUGAUCAGAAUGUGGGACACUUACCUUGCAGAGACAUCUGUGGAAACUAGUUCAGGAUCAUCAACUACUUUUCAAUCGACUGGUGCGGCAGGAACUGGAUCAGGAGAAUCUAAUCCGCAUACUCCAUUGCAACCUACUAAUCCUACAUUUCAAACACCAGGUUCAGACUAUCAUUCACCUUCCAGUCACACUAAUGCUUCAUCAAAAAAUAUUUCAAGUGGUGAGAAUAACAGAUUGAGAUAUUCCUCCCUAAAUGAAUUUCAUGUAUUUGUCUGUGCAGCAUUCUUGAUAAAAUGGAGUGAUAAGUUGAUGGAUAUGGACUUUCAGGAAAUUAUUACCUUCCUACAAAACCCUCCUACUGCAGAGUGGAACGAAAAUGAUAUUGAAAUGCUCCUAAGUGAAGCUUAUAUAUGGCAGUCACUUUAUAAAGAUGCAACAUCACAUUGGCAAUAA
Vanderwaltozyma polyspora DSM 70294 is the source of this 1923-nucleotide messenger RNA. It is a transcript of the gene GYP1, whose product is annotated as GTPase-activating protein GYP1. Gene Ontology annotation, cellular component: Golgi apparatus. The record is from RefSeq and is a predicted model, not a curated record. Lineage: Eukaryota; Fungi; Ascomycota; Saccharomycetes; Saccharomycetales; Saccharomycetaceae. Gene Ontology annotation, molecular function: GTPase activator activity. The transcript has a single exon. Gene Ontology annotation, biological process: activation of GTPase activity. Bases 1 to 1923 code for a protein of 640 amino acids.